CGCGCCAAUUUUGUUUCUAAUAUUGCUUUUGCUAUCACUGUUGUAAUUCUGCACAUUUACAGACAGACUUGUUUUGUGAUACCAUCUGGCAAACCGUUCUUCAGUUUGCUUUUUCAGCUAUUUUGAACGCUUGUGUUAAAUAUAUCAGACCAUUGAAGAAGGAAUGUAAAGAGGAAAUAUCAAGUAUUUGCCAGAAAACAUUACGGGAAGUUAAAGAGUCCUGGUAUUAGUCACAUCCUUUUUACGAAAGCCAAUUCGGGCGAUUUGAUUGGUCAAACUGUCUCGUAUCAGCUAGCAGAAUAUGCCCCGACAGAUUUAUGGGAUCUAAUUACUUGUAAAGAAUAGGAUGCCUUUGGUGUAUUAUACCUGUUUGUGGUCGCGAUAGGGUUCUUGUCUAGAGAGUUGACGUUUUGCAAGCGAACUUACAGUGGGUAAAAUUUCUGUUAUCUCCAACAUUUGGAAUCCAUAUCGUGUCUCUGAAUCCUUGCGCGACUGUUUGGUUACUUUGGUUAUCUGUGAUUCUUAUCUUUGAAGGUUGUGAUUUUUCUUAAAGGAAACAGUUGGUUUUUUACUCGUUCAAGAGGGCUCCAUUAUGGAGUUUCUUGAAACUUUUCUACACGUACUUGUUGUCCUUGCAAUUUGUACAGUUACAAGAUCUGAUGAAAAUGGGAACUGUAAUUUUGAAAACCCGGUAGGACUAUGCGGCUAUAUACAGGAUACUAGCGAUGAUUUCAACUGGACAAGACAUCGUGGUUCAACGUCCUCGACUAACACUGGUCCAAGUUUUGAUCACACUACUUUGACUGGUUUCAAUGUUCCAGUGUAUACAAAACUGUCUGUUCAACCUGGUGGAGCAACGGAUCGUGGAAAGCAAUGUGUGUUUCCAUUCACCUAUCUUGGAGCUAAAUACCAUCAAUGUACAAAGACUAAACACACAGCAUUAUGGUGUUCUACUACGAAAACAUAUCAGGGCAAAUGGGGAAACUGCCAACUUAGUGGUUGGUACUUGUAUAUUGAGGUGACGAGCAGAAAAAAUGGUGAAGUAGCUCGAAUCACCAGUCCCCCGAUAAAAACCUUUGGUGAAUCAUGUGUGAGAUUUUGGUCACACAUGUGGGGAUCCCAUAUUGGCAAGUUAGAUGUUUUGAUAAGCUCAAACAGCAGUGAAAUUUUGUGGAGUAAAUCGGGUACCCAAGGAGAUGAAUGGUUGAUAAACGAGAUUGAUGUUAAUUCAACCACUGAAUACAAUUUAACAUUUUCAGCUAGUCGAGGUACUGGCUUUCAAGGAGACAUAUCAAUUGACGACAUUACAAUCACCAAUGGAUCAUGCUCAUUCGAUCCCAACUUGUGUACAUUUGAGCAAGGAUGGUGUGGAUACACAAAACAAGGUGAUUGGCUUAGACAAAAGGGUGCAACUCCAAGCUAUAAGACUGGCCCCUCUGUGGAUCAUACAAAAGGAAGCUCAUCUGGUUAUUAUAUUUAUUUUGAAACAUCCUAUGGUAAAGUAAAUGAAACUGCUACUGUGCAGAAAAAUUUUACGGCAAACGGUCCUGCUUCUUGUCUACAAUUUUGGUAUCACAUGUACGGAAGGCAUGUCAAUACGCUCAAUGUAUACACACUUCAGAACAGGAGCAAGGAAUUGAUAUGGACUCGAUCUUUCAAUCAACUUAAUAACUGGUACAAGGCGGAUGCUACUGUAAAAAUAACACAAGGGGAAUAUACAAUUAUGUUUGAAGGUGUACGAGGAAAAGGCUAUCAAGGGGACAUUGCUCUGGAUGAUAUAACUUUGAGACAUGGUGAAUGUAUUUUACCAGGUGAUUGUAAUUUUGAAACAUCAUUGACAACUGCCGACUGUCUUUGGAACAAUGUUCAGAAAGGAGACAACUUUGACUGGAUUUCCAGCUCUGGUAGAACUUCAAGCCACAGGACGGGACCUACAAAAGAUAGAAAAGGCUCCUCAACGGGCAAAUAUCUCUACAUAGAAGCUUCCAGCCCAAGAAAGCCUGGUGAUAAAGCUUGGCUUGUUAGUGAUUACUUUAAUAAAAGUGUUAGUUGUUUUACGUUCUGGUAUCAUAUGUACGGAAAUGGCAUUGGUUUUUUGAAUAUAUAUCAUCAACCACUUGGAGGGAAAAGAAAAUUGUUAUGGACUCUCAGUGGUAACAAGGGAAAUAAAUGGCUUAGCGGUCAAGUGAUGGCGGAUUUUAACUUACAGCAACAUCGAAUUAUUGUCGAAGGUGUUCGUGGCUCAAGUUAUACGGGUGAUAUUGCCAUUGAUGAUUUUAAAUUCAGAAAAGGAAGUUGUGAUAUCGUGCCUGUUUCAGCUAAUCCAUUAAUAUCAACAACACCCGCUACCACCGUAUCUCCUACUACUAUUUCAGGAAACAUUGGAUACAACUGUAACUUUGAACAGGGACUUUGCACGUGGACACAGGUCACCACUGGAGAUGUAUUCGACUGGAAAAGACACCGAGGUAAAACUCCAUCUAGUGGGACUGGGCCGAGUAUCGAUCACACUCUUGGUAACGGAUAUGGUUGGUACUUAUACAUCGAAACGUCUCAUCCACGAAAACCUGGCGACAAUGCUCGUCUUCAAUCUGACAUCAUACCGAGAACAUCUGGACGCUGUCUAAAGUUUUAUUACCACAUGUAUGGUUAUCACACGGGUUCUCUAACAGUUUGGCUUAAAGUUGGCAGUAAAAUGACAAAGUUCUGGCAACGAAAUGGAACUCAUAGCAACAAUUGGUUGAAUGCUCAAAUGACGGUUAAAGCACCAAAAUCAUUUCAGAUCAUAUUCGAAGGCAUCAAAGGUCGUGGUUAUCAAAGUGACAUCGCUAUAGAUGAUAUUACUAUCUCGUCUGGCGCAUGCGUACUACCACCAUCGAAAUGUACAUUUGAAGACUCGAAUGUGUGUGGCUUUACACAUGAUCGAACAGCUGACUUUAAUUGGAUAAGAUCAAGUGGCUCAACAUCGUCUAGCAAUACUGGUCCUUUCAAUGACCAUACACUGAGGACACCAUCAGGAAAUUACAUGUAUGCAGAAGCAUCUUAUCCUCAAAAGGCCAACGAUGUUGCUCAAUUGCUUAGUACAAUGCAAAAGCCUGCGCCAAGUGGUAAAUGCUUGGAAUUUUGGUAUCACAUGUAUGGAAAAGCUAUGGGAAGUCUGAUUGUUAUAAUCAAAGACAGCGUGCAAUCGGCAGAGAUUUGGAAAAAGUCUGGAAAUCAAGGAAACUUGUGGCAGAAAGGAAGAGCUACGUUGAAAUCAACAAACAGCUUCCAGUAUAUUUUUAAAGCUGUUAUUGGAUCUGGCAACACCAGCGAUAUUGCAAUUGAUGAUGUGGAACUUUUCCCAGGGCCUUGCCCAAAUCCUGGCUCGUGCUCGUUUGAACAAGGUCUUUGUCAAUGGACGCAAGACAAAAAAGAAGAUAAUUUUGAUUGGUUGCUUACUUCAGGAAGCACACCAUCAUACUACACUGGACCAAAAACUGAUCACACGUUUGGCAACAUCUCUGGUUCCUACGUAUUCAUUGAAUCAUCUUCGCCUCGCACGCGAGGAGAGAAAGCUCGACUUGUUAGUCCUCGAUAUAGCCAAUCGACCCCAACACGAUGCGUUCAAUUUUGGUAUCAUAUGUACGGGAGAACAGUCGGAAAACUGAACGUUUUGAUAAAAUGGGGGUCCGGUAAGAAGAAUGAAGAGGUCAAGUGGACACUGAGUGGUGCUCAGGGUAACAAAUGGAACUUUGGUCGCUUUACUGUAUCACGAAACACUACAUAUUGGUUGGUUUUUGAAGGCAUCGUUGGCAUUUCAUAUACUGGUGACAUCGCAUUGGAUGAUAUACAACUUGUUGAUCAAGCAUGUUCAUUUUUACCUUUUAAUGCAAAUCCAAAUCCUACCACUGCUCCUGUAACACCCGUUGUCACCACUCCUAAACCUAUACCUGUUGGGCCCUUCUCGUGCAACUUUGAGAAAAAAUGUACGUCAUGGAGUCAAGACUCUAGUGAUCAUUUUAACUGGACUAGACAUCAAGGACAUACUACCUCUUCUGGUACUGGUCCAACAACAGAUCACACCAAGGGAGUGGGUAUCUUAGCAAAUAAAGACCAAGGUCCUGGCUCAAUCAUGCAUCGAGGUGGAAAGUGUAUCCACAUUCAUCAUGGAGGUUUUACUAAGCCUGCUGAUGCUCAGAAGUUGGUAAUACACGCAGGCUGUGGAGAAGAGCGACUAGAGUUUAAACUCUGGUCAAAUGGAACGUUAAUGCACACCAAACACAAUAUGUGUGUGAGGCCAAUAAAUGAACGAACUAACGCAAAGAUUGCUGUUUAUCGAAAUUGUGAUGGCAACAUGAUUUGGAAUUGGACAAAGAAGGGAUCGCUUCAGUACAAGAACAAGUGGUGUCUUAAGCCGGAGAGAGGAUUCACUUCUCCAUGGAAUGGUGUCAACUUGGUGCUUGGAGUUAAUUGUGACCAAACCCAAAAUUUUUUCAAAUUUGUUCCCACUCGUGGAUAUUAUAUGUAUAUUGAAUCAUCAUCUCCAAGAAAACCAAAUGACACAGCUCGAUUGAUUUCGCCUGCUUAUAGCAAAAGCACAUCUUGCCUCCACUUCUAUUAUCACAUGUAUGGUCCACACGUUGGUAAACUUCAGGUCUACGUUAAAACUGGGAAUAAAAUGGGAUUGCCUGCGUGGAGUCGCUUUGGAUCACUAGGAAACAAGUGGUAUCAAGCACAAGUUGGUGUCAAUUUGAAUGAAUCAUAUAAGUUUGUUAUCGAGGCUGUUCGUGGGAAAAGCUUUCUUGGUGAUAUUGCAAUUGACGAUAUUUAUCUUAUGACAUCUUGUACUACUCGUGAUUACUGUUCCUUUGAAGAACAGUUUCCUGUGAAUUGUGGUUAUACUCUCAGUCCAGGACCCUUGAAGUGGUUAGUAGGAAGUGGAAAGACACCAUCUAUAAGCACAGGUCCUUCCAAUGAUCACACUCUCAGAGAUGCAAGAGGACGUUAUCUUUUUCUUGAAACGAGUAACUCUUUUGUUGGUGCUAAAGCAACAUUCACUAGUCCAACAUUUGAUUCAAAUCCUGAGGGAAGCUGUGUGACAUUUUGGUAUCAUAUGUAUGGCUCAAAUAUAGGGACGUUAAAUGUAAGAGUAAAUGAUGUUAGAGGAUCUCUUUUGCAAACCUGGAGUAAAUCUAGCACUCAAGGGAACAAAUGGUUCUUAGCUCAAAUUUCUAUCAAUUCUGCAAAACAAUUUAAGAUGACAUUUGAAGGUGUUCGUGGUCGAGGAUAUCGUGGAGAUAUUGCGAUCGAUGAUAUUAAUGUGUUGAAAAAGAAAUGUUAUGGGAAAGGUACCUGUAACUUUGAAUAUCCGGAUUACUGUUUUUGGAGAAAUGACGUCACAGAAGACGAUUUUGACUGGUUGAUAGGUCAAGGCUCUACGCCAUCGUCUUUUACAGGACCUUCGAGAGAUCAUACUACUGGUGGCAUCUUUGGUCAAUAUAUGUUUGUGGAUGCUAGCUUCAAGAGUGUAGGUAAAAAAGCCCGUCUUGUCACUGGUCGUUUCCCUCGGACAACUGGUCGGGGCUUUUGUCUCCAGUUCUGGUACAAUAUGUAUGGUGUAAACAUUGGUAAACUGAAUGUUAUCAUAAAGAAUAGAGCUGGGAAUGCUACUGAAAACGUCGUUUGGACUUUGUAUGGAAAUCAGGGUUUCGGAUGGAAACAAGGACAGGCCCCUGUGGUCAGCCGUAGUGAUAGCUUUCAGUUGGUGUUUGAAGCUGUACUGACUGGAGGAUCAAGAGGAGAUAUAGCUAUUGAUGACAUCUUAUAUUCUCCUGGUGCAUGCAGUGUAUCACCUAAAAUUGCUGCACCACCCAAACCAACUACCAUAUUACCUACACUAAACCCUACAACACCAGUAUUUGGAAAGUUUGGAUGUUCGUUUGAAACUGGAUUCUGUUCAUGGAGCCAUGGUUCUGGUGCACAAUUCAAGUGGAUUCGUAAUAAGGGUUUCACUUCCUCUGUAAAUACUGGUCCAUCUGCCGAUCAUACUUUGAAAAACCAAAAUGGAUAUUAUGUAUAUGCUGAAAGCUCGUCUCCACGGCAGUUUGGAGACAAGGCAAUUCUCGUGAGUAAACAGAUUUCCCCCAAUAGUCGUCCUGGUAACUGUAUCAUUUUCUGGUAUCAUAUGUAUGGUGCACAUAUUGGUACUCUGAACAUGUAUAUCCAAACUGUUGGUGGUGCGUUACCCAAACCUACAUGGACAAUGACUGGUACGCAAGGAAAUAAGUGGAAGAAGGGAAUGGUCUUUCAUCGAUCGAGUUUACCAUUCAAGAUCCUGUUCGAAGCUGUACGUGGCGUGUCAUAUGCUGGUGAUAUCGCGCUCGAUGAUUUAAGUAUUACAAAUGGCUUAUGUCCACCUUUCGAAUACUGUUCGUUCGAACAAAGUAAAUUGUGUGGCUGGACAAAUGAGCCGACAAAGGAUGAUUUUGAUUGGACCAGAGCAAGGGGUGCUACGGCCUCCGUCAGGACAGGUCCUUCCACUGACCACACAUUUGGCACAUCUGCAGGGUACUACAUGUACAUUGAAGCAACAGGGAAAAGAAAAGGCGAUAAAGCACAACUGAUAUCACCUACAUUUACCAAAACGUCUGGACGUUGUUUGCAAUUUUGGUAUCACAUGUAUGGUAGUAACAUUGGAAGACUCAAUAUUUAUAAAAGGAUUCUUCAAGUUGGCUCUCCAUACAAUGUUCGCGUGUGGUGGGCAACUGGGCAAAAAUACAACAUAUGGCGUAUUGCUCGAGUUUCAAUAACGUCACCAUCUUAUGAUUAUCAGGCUGUUUUUGAAGGUGUUGUUGGCAGUGGAUUCCAAGGAGAUAUUGCAAUUGAUGACGUCGAGCUCUUGAAUGGAGUGUGUCCUCCUCCUGGUGAUUGUGAUUUUGAGCGAGAUACCUGCACAUGGACCAACUCCCUCAUUGAUGACAAGUUUGAUUGGACUCGGCGCAAAGGCAGUACAUCUAGUUCCUCGACAGGACCGUCUGUGGAUCACACGCUACAAAAUAACUCAGGUUAUUAUAUGUAUAUAGAAGCGUCUUCUCCGAGAAAACAAGGAGAAAGAGCACUUUUGACGUCAGAAGAAUUCUUCAAAACGUCAUCAUCAGGUCGUUGUGUAAAAUUUUGGUAUCACAUGUAUGGCUCUGGGAUUGGUGCUCUGAAAGUGUACUACAAGACGAACGCUACAAAACAGGUUAUCUGGGGAUUGAAUGGACAACAAUCUGCUCAUCUAAAGGACUGGAAAUUCGGGCAGGCUCCUAUAAGAAGCAACGUUGUUUAUCAGAUUCUAUUUGAAGGGACUAUUGGUAGGUCCUUUACAGGUGACAUUGCUAUUGAUGAUAUUCAGUUUGCUAGCGGAGCAUGCUCUAUUUUACCUGUUUCUGUCACGGUUACUCCGGUCACAUUUGCGACUCUUGCACCAACUACUGCUGGCUCAACUCCAGCUCCAUCACCGAGCGAUUGCAACUUUGAUACUGGAAUCUGUUCUUGGAAACACGAUAGAACGGGGGACAUUCAAUGGAAACGACAAAAUCGAGGAACACCAAGUCUUUUCACGGGCCCCAACUACGAUCAUACGACUAAUAAUGGCUCGGGUUAUUAUCUUUACAUCGAGGCGUCGUUACCUGGCCAGCCCAACGAUACAGCUAGAUUGCUCAGUCCACUGUUACAAUCAACGAAUCUGAGAUGCUUGCAGUUUUGGUAUCACAUGUAUGGUUUUGAUGUAGAUAAUUUCAACGUGUACAUAAAAUCUAGUGGAAAGCUUGGUAACCCUGUGUGGACACGUCGUGGAAAUCAAGGCAACAUUUGGCGUCAUGCAACUGUAUCGAUAACCAGUCAAAAUCAAUAUCAGAUAGUGUUCGAAGGUGUUAUCGGGAAAAGCUAUCGGGGAGACAUUGCAUUGGAUGACGUCACUUUGCAAAAAGGACAAUGUCCUUCUCAGUCUCUGUGCACCUUUGAUGAUCCAGGUUUAUGUGGAUGGAGGAAUGUCCUAGGUGACAACUUUGAUUGGACAAGAUCAAACAGUGGUACCUCGAGUUUCGGGACUGGACCUAGUAAUGAUCAUACCUAUGGCACUGAUCAAGGCUUUUACAUGUAUAUUGAAGCAUCUUCCCCUCGAUCAAAGGGCAAUAAAGCAUUGUUAGAGAGUCCAUUAAUGAAAUCAACCUCGGGCAAGUGCCUGCGUUUCUGGUAUCAUAUGCUCGGUACAGAUAUUGGCCGAUUGAACGUACUUUUAAAAUCUGGGAGCAAUCGUGGCAAUGUUAUAUGGACGAUGACUGGUGACCUUGGUAAUGUUUGGAGGGUUGGUGAAGUUACCGUCAAGAGUACAUCACAAUUUCGAAUAAUAUUCGAAGGCAGAGUAGGAUCUGGAGUUUUUGGUGACAUUGCUAUUGAUGAUGUUCUUAUCUCGAACGGCGCAUGCGUAGAUCCUGGAAAUUGCGAUUUUGAAAACGGUCUAUGUACGUGGGUGAACGUGAAAUCUGAUGUCAUCAAUGAUAAUUUUGAUUGGAUAAGAGCCAGUAAAACGUCAUCUAUUGGAACAGGACCAUCUACUGAUCAUUCUACUGGAACAAAAAAAGGACACUUUAUUUACAUUGAAAGCUCCUUUCCACGACAAUGGGGUGACAAAGCGCGUUUAGAGUCUGAAGUUUUAUCUCCAACAUCUGGGAAGUGUAUGCAAUUCUGGUUUAACAUGAACGGUGAUGGCAUUAAUAAAUUAUCGAUAUUACUGAAAGUUGUUCAACAGUCUGAGUCGCGUGUAUGGACGUAUGGAGGUAAUAGGGGUGAUAAAUGGAUACAAGGUCAAAUCCCUAUCAAGAGUUCAAAACCAUUUGUGAUCGUGUUUGAAGGAACCAGCGGUUAUAAUCAUCUAGGUGAUAUUGCAAUUGAUGAUAUAACAAUUGCCACUACCUCUGUUCCGUGUGCAGUUUUGCCAGGAGAUGCCAUACCCUUCGGAUGUAAUUUUGAAUACGAUAGUUGUGGUUGGAGACUUGGUUUUUCUCCUGGCUCAUACAAAUGGAAGAGGCAAAGCGGAACUCAAGCAACACAGUCUAGAGUAGGAACACGAAUAGAUCAUACAAUUGGAAAAGCUGACGGUUCUUACGUGUUUGUGAACACCCGUGGAUAUCCGUCAAGCACGGCAACAUUGACCAGUCCUACUGUAAAAGUUGAUGGCAAUAAAACCAUUAACUGUCUAACAUUUGCUUAUCAUAUGCACGGUGCAUCAGUCGAUAUGCUUAAUGUGUACAUACUUAGUGGCUCAGGAAAUAAGAGAAAAGUCUGGAGUCGACUGGGAACACAGGGGGAUCGGUGGAUACUUGCGGAAGUUCAACUUAAGAUCAUCCAGCAUUCUAACAUUAUUUUUGAAGCUAAAAAUGGUUCUCAGUUUGAUGGAGCUAUUGCUAUUGACGACAUCGAUUUAAAAGUUGGAAGUUGCCCGAGUUUGGGAUCGUGUGGAUUUGAAUCGGCGUCGUUAUGUCACUACACUGUUACGCCAUCCUCGAAAGGAAUGAAAUGGAUUCGAACCGGGAGUGGUACACCUUCAUUAUUCACAGGUCCUAACUAUGACCACACGUACGGAACAGAAUUUGGACAUUUCAUGUAUGUUGAAGCAAGUGGCUUUACUAAGGGAGAAAAAACGUCUCUGAGCUCAAAUUACUACAGAAGUCAAACAUUGUCACAAUGUCUGACGUUCUGGUACCAUAUGCGUGGGAAAGACAUUGGAACGUUGAAUGUGUACACUGGUAUAUUUCGUCGCAGGCUUUCCUGGUCAAAGACUGGCGACCAAGGAAAUCUAUGGCGUAAAGCGCAGGUACCUCUUUCCAACAUUUUAAAAGUUACUAGGAUAAGGUUUGAAGGUGUUAGAGGAGGUGGAUAUCAAGGAGAUAUUGCAAUUGAUGACGUCAGCUUAGAAGAUGGUUCUUGUCCUCUUCCUGGUGAUUGCAACUUUGAAAAAGGAAGAUGCACUUGGCUUGAAGUUCGUGAUGGUAGUGACACUUUCGAUUGGCAACUUGGUAGUGGCUCAACCCAAAGCUUUAGUACUGGACCUAGUAAUGAUCACACGUUCAAUAAUCUUCAAGGUCAGUAUCUUUUCAUUGAAUCCUCUUUACCUCGUCGCCCUGGUGAUUUCGCGCGUAUACAGAGUGAGAUGUUUUCUCCUACACCGAGCCAAGGUCGCUGUAUGAAGUUUUGGUACCAUAUGUUUGGUGGUGAUAUUGGUAAUCUUACUGUUUAUAUGAAUAUUAGUGGAUCCCAACAGUUGCUACCCAUAUGGAGAGUCUCUGGAAAUCAAGGCAAUAAAUGGUUGAAUGGAAAACUGCCUUUAAAAUCAACGGCAAAUUACAUGUUGGUUAUUGAGGCUGUACGAGCAUCUGGUUAUAAAGGUGAUAUUGCUGUGGACGACAUUUCGUUUACUAAUGAUGCAUCUUCCUGUUCAGUUUAUCCUUCCGGGGCUGGAAGUGUGAAUACUAACACGCCCGCCCCCACUGCUGCCACCACUUCUGGUCCUACCUCUGGUAAUCAAGGAAAUAACUGCAAUUUUGAACUGAAGAAUCUUUGCAGUUUUACUCAAGACCGUAGUGAUCAUUUCAAUUGGACUGUUCAUAAGGGGCACACGUCUUCCUUCAACACGGGGCCUAGUACUGACCAUACUCUUGGAACUGCUGCUGGUCACUAUGCGCAUAUAGAAUCAUCUUCCCCGAGAAAACCAGAUGAUACUGCAAAUUUGAUCAGUCCUUCAAUGAAUCGACCAAACGGCGUGGGCUGUUUAAUAUUUUGGUAUCAUAUGCAUGGAGCAGAUAUAAAUUCAUUGACCGUAUACAAAAAGUCAGGAUCUCAAAACACUUCAUUGUGGAAACGAGUUGGUACUCAAGGAAAUGAAUGGCGUGAAGCAAUUGUUACUCUCGCACAGGAUUCACAAUCUUUUCAAAUUGUAUUUUCGGGUAAACGUGGUAAAUCCUACAAAGGAGACAUUGCAAUCGACGAUAUACAAUUCACAAAGACGAAUUGUCCAGCUACAGCUGAAUGUACAUUUGAAGACCAUGGGGACAGUAAUCCGCAAUGUGGUUGGAGAAACCAGUUAGAUUCCUAUCAAUGGAAACGUAAUAAUCAAGGCACUCCGAGCUCUGAUACCGGACCUUCAUUCGAUCACACAUCUGGGACAGCACAAGGAUAUUAUAUGUAUAUCGAAGCUACGGGGGCGAAAGUGAAUGAAACGGCAGUGAUUGCAAGUCCGAGUUACAAAGCAGCCACUCUGGGUCAUUGUUUCAGUUUUUGGUAUCACAUGUACGGAAAUGACGUGGGGACACUGAAUGUUUAUCAAAAGUUUGGCAACAAAAAGUAUUUCUUGUGGACAAUGAAUGGAAAUCGCGGCAACGAGUGGAAGAAAACAGAAAUUACUAUCAAAAACAACGAUCCUUAUCAGAUUUUGAUCGAAGGCAAACGAGGCAAAGGAUAUAGAAGCGACAUUGCUAUCGAUGACGUGAAACUUUCAAAAGAUGGUCCAUGUGUAUUACCAGGUGCAUGUGAUUUUGAAAAGGGAACUUGCAGCUACCACAAUACUAGAAUGGAGGACGACUUUGAUUGGAUAAGGGGACAAGGAAGAACAUGGAGUUAUGGAACUGGUCCUUCUGUUGACCACACCUUGAAAAGUAGUCUUGGUAGUUACAUGUACAUCGAAGCAUCGCUACCUCGUCAGAAAGGUCACAAAGCUCGUCUAGUCAGUCAAGAAUUUCAACCAACUUCCUCAAUAAAAUGUCUAAAGUUCUGGUUUCACUUUAACGGUGCUAGCAUAGGUAAACUUAACGUUCUUGUGAAGACGGGUCCUGGGAAUAAAUCUGAAGAAAUGGUUUGGACGUUGGGUUCGAACUUUGGUAACCAGUGGUUGAGCGCACAGACUCCAGUACAAAGUAAAAAGAUUUUCCAGAUUGUAUUUGAAGCUGUUGUUGGAACUAGUUUUCAGGGUGAUAUUGCAAUCGACGAUAUAAGUCUUGUUAGCAGUAGUUGUCAAGUACUUCCUGCCAUAGCUAUUCCACCCACACUUCCACCAACUCCACCUUUGCCUUUGAAUUGCACGUUUGAGCGUGGAUUGUGUAAUUGGCAAAACUUGAAAAAUGGUGAUGACUUUGAUUGGACGAGAAUUAAAGGAAAAACACGUUCCUAUGGCACUGGACCAAGUGCUGAUCACACAACAAAGACUAAUAAAGGUUAUUAUGUUUACAUCGAGACGUCAUCUCCUCGCUCACUCGGACAUAAAGCUCGUUUAGAAAGUGGCUCGAUAGCUCCAACUACGGGGACUUCUGGAAAAUGCUUUGUAUUCUGGUUUCAUAUGUGGGGUGCCAACGUCAACACAUUAAAUUUAUAUACUCGUACAAGGGGUCUGCUAAAAAAGAUCUGGAGUCGUACUGGUACCCAUGGUAAUCAAUGGCGCAAGGCACAGCUAACUCUCUCCAGUACACAAACGUUCACCCUCGUAUUUGAAGGCAUCCGUGGAAAUUCGUAUCGAGGAGACAUAGCCAUUGAUGAUAUUACGUUGGCUGAUGGGAAGUGUCCGCCUUCGUGGCACUGUGACUUUGGUGAUGGUUGGUGUCAUUAUGUAAACAUAAAUGGCGACCAGUUUGACUGGACACGAAAAAAAGGAAGGACAUCUUCUAUUGGUACCGGACCUUCUGUUGAUCACACUACUGGAACAAGCAAUGGAUAUUAUGUAUACAUUGAAACAAGUUCUCCUAGAAAGAAUGGCGACCGAGCUUGGCUUGUUAGCCGUACCUAUCCACCUACACCAAAGGGAAAAUGUCUGAAUUUUUAUUAUCAUAUGUAUGGAUCAGACAUAAAUACACUUAAAAUUCAUGUCACGCCAGUUAGUGCGCCUAGUGGUAAAACUGUUUGGACUAAGAUUGGUAACAAAGGAGAUAAGUGGCAUCAUGGACAGGCUACCAUGAUUUCAACGGUCUCUUAUAAGGUUUACUUUGAAGGUAUUGCAGGGAAGAGUUACAGAGGUGAUAUUUCAUUAGACGACAUUUGGGUAGAUGAGAAGCCAUGCCCACCCCCCGGAAGUUGUACUUUUGAACGUAGUUUUUGUACAUGGGCAAAUCAACCCAAUGGUAGAAACAAGACAAUUCAAGAUGACUUUGAUUGGACUAUUGGCAGUGGAGGGACCUACAGUUAUAACACUGGACCAUCAAGUGAUCACACAACUGGCUCAGCUCUCGGUAAAUAUGUCUAUAUUGAAACGUCAUCGCCACGAAAGAAUGGCGAUCGUGCUGUUUUAGAGAGUGAUAUGUUUGACAACACUACCGGGAAAUGUUUCAGUUUUUGGUAUCACAUGUAUGGCCGUCAUAUUGGAUCCCUUAACAUCUAUUUGCGAGACACUACAGGAAGUAAAAUACUUGUUUGGUCCCUGAAAGGCAACCAAGGCAAUGUGUGGAAACAAAGUGAAGUGACUCUCGUCAGUAAAAAACCAUUUCAAGUAUUGAUUGAAGGAACACGAGCUUUUAGUUACACUGGGGAUAUUGCUCUUGAUGAUAUUUUCUUCCAAGAUGGCAAUUGUGUGGGCCUUUGUUCGUCUGUCUUACCUACAGCUAGGGUUAAUUGUGGAUACUUUGGUAUAUCCGCUGGAGAAUGCAUCACAAAAAGAGGCUGUUGUUAUGAUAGUAGUGUUCAAAAUGCACCAUUUUGUUAUUUCCAUCCUGCUACAUGUCAAUCCGUUCAUGUUGCUGCGAGGCAUCCCUGUGAUCCAUCUACAACAAUUACUUCGCGUUCUAUAUGUAAAAAUAAAGGUUGUUGCUUUGAUGACAGUCACAAAAAUUCCAUCGUAUGCUUUAAGCAUCCUCGUCAACCCACUCCAUUCCCUACAACCCCCCCAACUACUCCACAAACUACUAUAGAACCAAUCCCUUAUCAAUGCGAUUUUGAGAAAGACUUAUGUUAUUGGAUUAAUCAUAAUGAUAAUCACAUGGACUUUAUCCGACAAAGUGGAAGCACACCUUCUGUUCGGACUGGACCAAAGAAUGAUCACACGUUGGGUAGCAAACUUGGUCACUAUGUAUACAUAGAGACAUCUUCUACUAGUGAAAACGAUACAGCGUUGUUAAUUACUCAAAGUUAUACGGGCAACAGUGGCAAGAUCAGAUGUCUACAGUUUUGGUAUCAUAUGUAUGGUGCCCAUGUUAACACCCUGUCAGUUCACAUUAAACCUUAUGGUCAGAAGAUGAAUCCUGCUAUUUGGCAAAAGUCUGGAAACCGUGGAGAUAAAUGGCGGUACGCGCAAGUCCGAAUAAACGCUAACUCAACCUACAAAAUCGCUUUUCAAGCAACGGCUGGCUCUAGUUAUCAGGGCGAUAUUGCUUUAGAUGAUAUCCAAAUUCCUUUCAGUGAAUGCCCACCUUUACCUGAAUGUGAAUUUGAAACACCUGAUAUUUGUCAGUUUUCACAAGAUGUUGCUGAUGACUUCAAUUGGACAAGAAGCUCUGGGAAUACACGCAGUCAAAGCACUGGACCAAACAACGAUCAUACUUACCAGACAAGCGAAGGUCACUAUAUGUUUAUUGAGACAAGUUGGCCACGAGUCUCCGGCGAUCGCGCCCGACUUGAAACAACGCUGUACAAAGCUACAGUUGGAUCAUGUGCUCGAUUUUGGUACCACAUGCGUGGUAAGGGUAUUGGCGUACUCAAUAUUUACGUUAAGAAGGGUGGCUCACUGGGGGCUCGUGUUUGGAGUGACAGCGGAAAUUAUGGUGACAAAUGGAUGAGGAAAAUGCUUACAGUCACUAGUGCACAACCAUGGCAGUUAGUCUUCGAAGGUGUUCGUGGUAACUCUUAUCAAGGUGAUAUCGCUUUGGAUGAUGUGGAAAUAACUCACAAUGGAGCAUGUCCCACUCUUGGAUCAUGUGACUUUGAAGAUGAUCUUUGCACAUACAGCAAUGAACCAAAUAAUGAUGAUUUUGACUGGGAAAGAAACUCGGGCGGGACGUAUAGUAUUGGGACUGGACCGAGUACAGAUCAUACUUACAAUACUAAGGGAUUAGGACAUUAUGUUUAUAUUGAGACUUCUUAUCCUCGUCGAACUGGUGACAAAGCGUGGCUAAUUAGUGACAUAUUCCAAGUCAAUCCAACCUUUAAUUGGUGUGUUAAAUUCUGGUUGCAUAUGUAUGGUGAUAGUGUUGGCUAUUUGAAUGUUUAUGUUGUAACGGGAGUCACCAAAACAGCAAAAGACAAGUUUUACGAAAGGGUUUUUCAUUUGACUGGAAAUCAUGGGAAUAAUUGGGUUUAUCAAGAAUUUCAAAUCAACAGUGGAAAGGAUUUCCAACUUAAAUUUGAAGGCGUCGUUGGUACAGCUCCAACAUUCUUGGGUGAUAUUGCACUGGAUGACAUUGUUGUUACCCCAGAUAAGUGUCUUGCUCCUACGCCUUCUGCCACUGUUAAUCCUUGUGCCGUUAGAUGUUCAUCAAACAAUACAUGUGUCCCAGCAAACAAGAUUUGUGAUUUUGUCAAUGAUUGUGGAAGUGCUGAUAACAGCGAUGAAAAAAACUGUGGAACCUGUAAUUUUGAGAAAGGACUUUGUGGAUGGAACAACACAAGUGAUGGAGUAUACACUUGGCAUCGUGAUCGAGGUGGAACUCCCUCAAAAAACACCGGUCCUUCACAAGAUAAUACAUUAAAGAACGCAUUUGGUUAUUACAUGUACGCUGAAGCAUCUCUUGGUAAAGUAUAUCAUUUGGCAGCAUUAGAAAGUCCUCUUCUUCAACAAUCGUCGGCUACUUGCAAAUUUAACUUCUAUUAUCACAUGCUUGGCUCUUCCGUUGGCGUACUUCGUGUUUACAUCGUAGUUUCUCGAAGAUAUACAUUGCUGUGGUCUUUGUCUGGCAAUCAAGGUAACCAAUGGAAGCAAGUCAGUUUGCACAUUGGUCGACGUGUUGCACCAUUCAAGAUUGUCCUUAAAGCAAGACGUUCGUACAAUGCCUUUGGAGAUAUAGCUAUAGAUGACCUUUCAUUUAGUUUUUGCUCAUUUCCUAAACCACAGUCAUCAUGCUACUCGAAUCAACAUCGAUGCAUGAACCGCGCAUGCGUUAGCAGUAACAGGAAAUGUGAUAUGACCGACGAUUGUGGUGACAGUUCAGACGAAUUAUCCUGUUCUGGCUACAUGAGGGUUAAUUUUGAGUAUUCACGAUACCCUUUCGUGGACUUGAAAGACGAUGAUUUCGACUGGACAAGACAGAAAGGUUCAACGCCAUCCAUUAAUACUGGUCCAAGUUUUGAUCAUACUUAUGGAACAACAUCUGGAUAUUAUAUGUUUGUGGAGACGUCUUGGCCGAGAAAACCUGGUGAUAAGGCAAGAUUUGCAACCUUUUUCAGUUUCGUUGGUCUUCGAGCUGGUGACAACACUUGUCGAAUGCGUUUCUAUUAUCAUAUGUGGGGUGAUCACAUUGGUAAUCUAAGCGUUAAAGUUCGUGAUACAAUUGGUGGACCUGAGACAACCUUGUGGAUACAAAAUGAUCAAGUGGCCACGUAUUGGGAAAGAGCUGAAGUGAUAUUGAAGAGUACCAAAGAUUUUCAGGUGAUAUUCGAAGCAAUUCGUGGAUCAAAUUAUCAGGGAGACAUCUCGAUCGAUGAUGUUUCAUUCACACCAUUUUGUAAAAGAGGUAACCGUCUUCCCACAGCUCCACCGACGCCUGCACCAUCUACAACUCCUGGUCCAUGUGGGCUUGGACGUUUUCAGUGUAAAGCCAGCAAACUGUGUAUUGCGAAUUCUAAAGUUUGUGAUUACUGGAAAGAUUGUAAAGAUGGCUCAGAUGAAGCAAAAUGUGGUUCUUGUACUUUUGAGUCUUCUGAUUUGUGUGGAUGGAAAGAUGCCAGUCUUGGUGAAUAUCAAUGGCUCAGAAAUCGCGGUAAAACACCUUCGCACAAUACGGGACCGAAAAUUGACCACACUUGUGGAACUUCAAAUUGUCAUUACAUAUAUGUGGAAGAUGGAACUGGUUCUGGCUAUGAAAGGGCGCACUUUGUCAGUCCAUAUUUGGAAAGAACGUACACAAGUUGCAGAGUGGAAUUUUACUAUCAUCUUUACGGUGUCUUUGCCAACCAAAACUAUCUUUGGGUUGCUCUUCACUACAAACGUAAAACGUCAUAUAUUUGGUAUACGACUGGUAGCCAAGGUGAUAAAUGGAAUAAAGGAGAGGUUGGACUUGGAUCAAUACCAAAGGGAACGCAGAUUGCUUUCAUUUCUUUCAAACCGUGGACAUUCCUUGGCUCAGCUGAUAUGGCAAUUGAUGACGUCAAAUUUGUUAACUGUGGGUUGCCAAAAGAGAGAACGUGUCUCCCAGGAGAGUUCAAAUGCAAAAGGCGAUACUGCAUUAAUCCCGAUCUACUGUGCGAUUUUGCUGACGAUUGUGGCGAUGGUAGUGAUGAAACGGCGAUCACUUGUGCUGAGUAUCAAGGACGUUGCAACUUUGAAAAAGGUCUGUGUGAUUGGACUCAAGAUACAGGCGAUGAUUUUGAUUGGUCAAGACAACAAGGCAGAACGGUCUCAUGGCAAACUGGUCCUGGACGCGAUCACACUACAUCUGUUCCUCAGGGUUAUUACAUGUAUUUGGAAACUUCCAGUCCACGUAAGCAAGGUCAAAAAGCACGCAUCAGCAGCCCCAUAAUAAAAUAUAAAUUACCUUCGGACAACUGUCGAAUGAGGAUGUUUUAUCAUAUGUAUGGUAAAGAUGUGAACGCAUUGAAUAUCUACUACAGAAGUUCAAUUGGUGGCUCGUUAAAAUGGAUACACACCAUUUUGGGUGAUCAAGGUGACCAAUGGCGACGUUACGAAAGCCCAAAGCUUCCAUUAAGUGUAUCCUCAUUCCAGAUUGUCAUUGAGGGAGUCGUUGGUUCUGGUUACCGAGGAGAUAUCGCCUUUGACGACCUGUCAUUUACUAAAGGAUGUGUGAUUCAGCCGACAACAACUCUCAUACCUACUGGAUUUACUGUACCAACGUCACUGAGCUGUCCUAGCAAACAAUUUAGUUGUGGUGGAGGGGUAUGCAUUCCUGCAAAACAAUACUGUGACUUCCGAAAAGACUGUGCAAAUGGAGCGGAUGAAAAAUCUUGUCCUGCAAAAUGCGAUUUUGAAACCGAUGAAUGCAAGUGGAAAGAUAAUAAGAUUGGUGAUCAUGUUGAUUGGACACGAACAACAGGCUCGUCAUUGCACAAUGGUCCAAGUGUUGACCAUACUCUUGGGACGUCGUCUGGUCAUUAUGUUUACGGGAAAGUCUCAAACAAGACUCAGAUUGUCUCUUUCAGUUUGUACAUCAGUCCCCGAUAUUACAAGUCGAGCAAAACAUGCAAAUUUCGUUUUUACUACUAUAACAAUAUAACAACUCUCUUCAUCUCACCUCUAUAUGUUUAUAUUCGACGAAACAACAUUGACACGCUCCUAUGGGCCGGUAAUGUCAUGCCAUCAGAUCAAUGGAGGAACGCAACUAUAGAAUUACCACCUUGUCUUACUGAUUUUCAGAUUGUCAUAUCGAUUUACCAUUAUAUUGGCUUUGAUCGUGUUGUUGCGAUCGAUGAUCUUGAGUUUUUAAAUUGCUCUGAACCAAAACCUCCAUCACGUUGCCUUCGAAGUUCUGAUUUUAAAUGUUCCAGUGGUCAUUGUGUCGAUAGUAAGAACAAGUGCGACUUUUCACCGGAUUGUUGUGACUAUAGCGACGAGACAGAAAAAUUGUGUUCUGGUUACUACAGAGCGAAUUUUGAAGACGGUCUGUCAAAUUGGACGCAAUCAUUUGAUGAUAACUUAAAUUGGGUGAGACAUAGAGGAAGGACCAUUUCAAGUGGAACUGGUCCCAACGCUGAUCAUACCACAAACAGCGCCGAAGGUCACUAUAUGUAUAUCGAGGCAUCGAGUCCACGAAUAAUGAACGAAACAGCUGUUCUUAUAUCACCAUUGUUGAAAUCAACGAAGACUUGUACGAUGAGAUUUUUUUAUCACAUGUUUGGUGACCACAUUGGCAUGUUAAGCAUCUACAAAAAGGUUGGAAACGUCAAAAAUCGUUUGUGGUCCAUCAGGGAUGAUCAGGGACCGAAAUGGUUAAAGAGGAGUAUCGAUGUACCUGCAACAUCCAGCGGAUUUUAUAUUUUGAUCGAAGGUAUGAUUGGUUCAGCGUACAAAGGUGAUAUUGCUAUUGACGAUAUCUCUUUCACUCCGGAAUGCCAGCCGGAAAUAGUGACACCGACAUCUAUACCUAAUCCUUGCUCCAAUAAUGGCUUCAUGUGUAAAGGAAGCAAGUUAUGUAUCUCCGCCAGUAAGAAAUGCGAUUUCAAGAAUGACUGUAAUGAUUUCUCGGACGAGAGCGCCGACGUUUGUGGUACUCCGUGUUUGUUUGACAAUAGUUCCUGUGGAUGGAAAGAAACUAAGCUAGAUAACUUUGAUUGGACGAGGUUUCACGGCUGCACCGCAAAUAGUCGAACAUGCCAAGACGCGAAGGGUAAUAGUCAAGGCUUCUUUAUGUACAUAACAAGUCUGACUGGCAUCUCAGGAACAGAAGCGGUUCUUCAAAGUCCCUUAUAUCAGAGAUCAUCGCCAACUUGCAAAAUUGUGUUUUACUAUAAAAUGACAGCCACUUAUAGCGAGACGUUAAAUCUGUACUUAAAUGUUGGAUCAAAAAAAACUGUCAUUUGGACGAGAACAGGUACGCAUGGCCAUACGUGGCACAAGACUGAAGCUAUGGUUGGCAGACAGAGUAGUCCUUUUACUUUGUCAUUUGAAAAUAAGCAUAGUGGGAGUUUUUCUGGUGACAUUGCGCUUGACUUCAUUACCAUGAAGAAUUGUGACGCUAAAGCUAGUUGCAAUGGAUUGAGUCGGAAAAAGUGCAACACAAACAGUAAAUACUGCUUCUCCGAUACGCAGACAUGUGAUCUUGUCGAUGACUGCGGUGAUAACACAGAUGAAACGUCGUGUAAGAACAUACGAUGUAACUUUGAUUCUGAUACAUGCCAGUGGAAAAAUGUAAAAGGCGAAGAUGAUUUUGACUGGACUCGACAUACGGGCUCUACUGGAUCAAUUGGAACUGGUCCUCAUACUGACCAUACGACAGGCUCAGGGUAUUAUAUGUACAUUGAGGUAUCUGGUAAAAGGCAAGGUGCAAAAGCUCAACUAGUUAGUCCUACGUUGAUUGCACAUACCGGAAGUUGUAGCCUGCGACUUUGGUACCACAUGAAAGGUUCUGAUAUUCAAGAUCUGAAGAUUUGGUACAGAACAUUUAUUGGAGGACCAUUACACGUAGUAGACUCAUUGACCGGAAAUAAAGGAGAUAUUUGGAAUAAAUUGGUAACCACUGUUCCUCUUGGUCAAAACAUUCCAUUUGAAGUUAUAAUUGAAGGUGUUAUUGGUCGUGGUUACAGAGGUGACAUUGCUAUUGAUGAUAUUAGUUUUAAUAACGACUGCCAAUUACACUCUGGUGUCAUUCCAACAUCGGAAACGCUCGUCACGACUCCUGCACCGACGCCCAAGACAAACAAUUGUAAAAGAAAUGAGUUUGGUUGUUGGAGUGAUGCAAAAUGUAUCGAUAAAAACCAAGUUUGUGAUUUUACUAUUGAUUGUGCAGACAACUCUGAUGAACGUACCUGCCCUGCCGGAUGUACCUUUGAAAAGGAUCGGUGUGGAUGGACCGAGGUAUCUGAUGACACGGACGAAUUUGAUUGGCUAAGAAUAAAAGGCACAACCCCAUCUGCAGGGACUGGACCGAUUGUAGAUCAUACAACCAAUUCUACCAGUGGUUACUACCUAUAUAUUGAGGCAUCCUCGGGAGCGGCAUAUCAAAGAGCCAGACUCAUAAGUCCUAUUUAUAAAAAGUCUUACUCUCAAUGUGUUCUUACACUUUGGUAUCAUAUGUACGGUCCGACAAUUGGCUCGCUACGUGUCUACCUAAACUCAACUGGUCAUAUGACUAGACACUGGGUAAAGUCAAGUGAUCAAGGAAAUAAAUGGCAUAAAACAUCAAUCGGAAUUGGAAAGCAGAGUAAUCCAUUUAGGAUUGUUAUUGAAGCUUCUCGUGGACAGUCAUACAGUGGUGAUAUUGCUAUCGAUGACAUUUUGUUUACUGAAUGUGGUUUGCCUCAGAAGCAAAAAUGUCAACCUGAGGACUUUACAUGCACUCGUGGAAGCUGUACGAAGAAAGCUUAUUUAUGUGACUACAAUGAUGAUUGUGGAGAUAGCAGUGAUGAAACGAACUGUGAUUCAUAUCAAGCACGAUGUAAUUUCCAAAUCGAUGGUCAAUGUCAAUGGAGAAACAGCUUUGAAGAUGACUUUGAUUGGACGAGAAUAAAAGGCAGAACAGCUUCAGUAAAUACUGGACCAAAGUUUGAUCACACAAAUAGUGAUAGCACAGGAUAUUACAUCUAUCUUGAAACGUCAAGUCCACGUCGCUAUGGUGAUAAAGCAUGGUAUAUUAGUCCUAUCUUCCAAGCACAUAGCGUCUCAGAUGGUUGUACAUUAAGAUUUUUCUACCAUAUGUAUGGUGAUCACAUCGGUGAAUUAAACGUUUACAAAAGAAGUUAUGUUAAUGGAUCCUUGGGAAGGCCUAUUUGGAAAGUCAAAUCAGAUCAAGGAACAAUUUGGAAACGUGCUACUAUCUCGCUUUCGUCGGACAAACCAUUUGAAAUUGUUAUUGAAGGUUUCGUCGGUGAUGGCUAUCGUGGUGAUAUAGCAUUAGAUGAUCUAUCCUUAACGUCCAACUGUAUUGAAUAUUCAGGCUCUUUACCUGCGGAGCCCGUUAUCCCCACCACUGUCAUACCAACUAACCCACAUUCGUGCAGCUCAAAUCAGUUCAAUUGUUAUCGCUCAGGUUCUUCUACGUGUGUUGCCAAUGAUAAAGUGUGCGAUUUUAGACAUGAUUGUCUUGGAGGAGAAGAUGAAGACAGCUGUGUUAAGCCUUUUGCAGAUUUUACCAAUGGAGAUACAGGAAAUUGGCUGAUUGCUGCAGCAGAUAGCAUCACUAGCAGUCGACGUUUGUUAGCUCUUGCCUAUUCUUGGCGAGUAUUUCAAGUGGAUGAUUUUACCAAACCUAGCACGGAUCAUUCAGCCAAUGGUCAAAAGUAUGGUUGGUAUCUUAAAGCGGAUGCAUCCGCUGCCUUGUACAGUGGCAGUGUUACGACGUUAAGCAGUCGUGUUAUAUCUUCUUCGGGUCCUCAUUGUACAUUGGAGUUUUGGUAUUACAUGAAUGGAAAUCAUGUUGGAACAUUGUCCGUUUUGACCAACGAUAUCGCUUUAAAUGUCUUGUGGUCGAGAACAAGUAAUCAAGGAACACAAUGGAUAAAAGGUAUUGUCGCCAUUGGAUCAAGGCGGAACUUCCAGGUUGUAUUCCAAGCAAAGUCAAAGACGGCGGGUGGUUCCCAAGAUAUUAAUCUUGAUGAUAUAUUGUUCAAAAAUUGUGAGCCUCUUAUUGUUGACGCGAUUUGUAAGGCAAAUGUUGAAUUCAAAUGCGAACUUGGUGGGUGUACAAACAUUAGCCGAAAAUGCGAUUUUGCUCUUGAUUGUAUGAAUGGGGACGAUUCUGAUGAGGUUGGCUGUGAGGCUUAUCCUGGACGAUGUGACUUCGAACAUGGUUUAUGUGUCUGGGAACAAGAUCGAACGGAUGAUUUUGAUUGGACGAGAAACCAAGGCACCACUCCAUCAUCUGCCACGGGACCUCUUAUUGAUCAUACCACUGGGCAAUCAACAGGUCACUAUAUGUACACGGAGACAUCAUGGCCAAGAAAACAAGGAGAUCGAGCAAGACUAGUAACACCUGUUAUUAAGUCAGAAUCAAAAAAUUGUCGUCUUCGCUUUUACUAUCAUAUGAAAGGAUCCAAUAUUGGGUCAUUGAUCGUCUAUAUCAGAAAAAGUUAUAUAGAUGUGAGUACGACGAAAGUGCUUCUCAACAUCACUGGUGAGCAGGAAGAGUUUUGGCGACGUGUUGAUAUACCAAUAUCUUCGGCCAGUGAAUUUGAAAUAGUGAUUGAAGGUGUACGGGGUUCGUCAUAUACUGGAGAUAUAUCUAUUGAUGACGUAUCACUGACACCAGGUUGUAAAAUGUGUCCUACCUGCGCUCCAAUUGAGGGUAAACCAUCGCCUACACCGUUUGGCCUUCGCACCAGACCGUCAAACUCGCUUUGCACUGCCUCACAAUUUGCUUGCCAAAAUCUGCAAUGCGUGGAAAGGCAACAAGUUUGCGAUUUCAAAGACAGCUGUGGUGAUAACUCUGACGAGAUACCUUGUGGAACCAGUUGCACAUUUGAGGAUAACUAUUGCUAUAGGGGAUGGCGAAAUCCUUCUGGAGUAGAUAACAUGGAUUGGAGAAGACAGACAGGAGCUUCAAUUUCAAGAUAUCGUCCAGGGCCAAAGAAUGAUCACACCAAAGGAUCCGAAACAGGCUAUUACAUGAAUUUCGAUGGUUAUCGUGGAAAAGAAGGAGCGAAGGCGCAACUUUUGUCCUAUCGUUACUUUGCCUCUGACCCUCAUUGUAUUAUGUCAUUUUGGUACUUCAUGACAGGUAGCACCGUUGGCUCACUUACAAUAAAGUUGAAGCUUGCACAAAGUUUUACAUAUAAAGUGUUGCAUACACUUAAAAAAAGCCAGGGUAAUGAAUGGAAGAACGCUAAUGUCAGUAUUGGUGCACACAAAGAGUUUGAAAUAAUCUUUGAGGCAUCUCGUGGUAAAUCAUAUGAUGGAAUUAUUGCCUUGGACGAUGUAAUGUUCCACAAAUGUUUUGCUGAUGCAUCAAGACUAUGCAACGAACAUGAAAUGAAAUGCAGAGGAACAAACAGUCAUUGCAUCAGUAGGCUGCAUAAAGUUUGCGAUUUUGUUGAUGAUUGUGAUGAGAAAGACGAUGAAAUGAAUUGUGAUAAAGAACCUUAUAAUUGUAACUUCGACAAGAAUAUGUGCAACUUUGCAGCCACAAACUGGGUUAGAAAUACGAGUACAAAUACACCUGGUACUGGAACGACCUAUGAUCAUACAACUGGCAAAGGAUCAAUUGUCUUCGUGGACUCCUCCAAACUCCAAGCGUUCGAUAAGGCAGUAUUAAAACAGAAAAACGCAGGAAACGUUUUCCCCCCCGGUGAUGGUGUUUGCUUUAUAAGAUUCUUCUACAAGAUGUGGGGCUCUCAACAUCUUGGUCGAUUGCAACUCUUUAUUUUGACCAAGAAUGGCAUUAUGAAGAAUGAACUUUGGCAGACUAGAGGUGAUGCAAAUAAUGAUAACUGGAUACGAGUCGACCUUCCUCUCGAUUCCAAUGAAAAAUUUUCGAUCGAGUUUGUUGCUACAAUAGGAAGUGGAGAAAAAGGAGACAUUGUAAUAGAUGACAUCAGUUUCUCACACAGCUGCAGUAUUGGAGGCUCGCCAGCUCCACCUGUGACUCGUCUACCCGAUGCAUGUCCCUCAGACCAGUUUAAAUGUCGACAAAGUGGCUUGUGUAUUGCAAAAAGAUGGAAAUGUGAUAAAGUUAGUGAUUGUGAUGAUUCCUCUGACGAGGAAAGCUGUGAUUACACGACUUCAGCACCCAAAACAACUCCGUUCACGUGCGUAAGUGAUGCUUAUUACCAAUGUGAGAAUUUCCAGAAAUGUAUUCCACGUUACCAACUCUGUGAUCAUUGGAUUGAUUGUCCUAAUCAAGAUGACGAAUAUCGGGAAUUCUGUCCUAAUCGAAACGAAGAAAAUCGUGAUCUUUACUACUGUGAAGCAUCGAAAAAGUUUUUACCAGCACGGCAAGUCUGCGAUGACAAACAAGACUGCCUUGAUUAUGGCGAUGAACUUGAUUGUAAUGGUUGUAGAAAGGAUUUCUGUUUGAAUAACACCAAGUGUUUAACAGGCAAUAAAGACUUACAACCAUCUUCUUGCAAAUGUUCUUCGGGUGUCAGUGGUAAUCGUUGCCAGUACAAAUCAAACGUUUGCUUUAACAAAACUUUUUCGUGCUGUGAUGGAUCACCCAAAUGCUUGAGUUACGAUAAACUUUGCGAUGAUGUCAAAGAUUGUAAAAACGGUUUUGAUGAAAAUAAAAAAACUUGUCGUGUUUUUCUUAAGACAUUCAGGAAACCCAUUACGGCGAAAUCGAGUGGAAGUAAAAUAACUACAAGUUCAUGGUUUUUACCUGUUAUCGUCGUUGUUUCAAUGAUUAUAACUGGUAUUGUACUCGUCGUGGCAUACAUCGUUUUUAAUAAAAGACGAAAAAAACUUACAUUAUUCUCCGUGUUUUAUGAUCCCAAUAGGAAUAAGAACGGAGAGACGUCAAAAAUUUCAUCUGAAGAUGGUGCUGUCAAUGUUUCAGAAGGAAUUGGUAAUCCGGUUUACGAUGAAGAUAGGCCUUUGGAAGGAUUCGCUAUGAGUGAUGUCGACACGAAUAUGUUUGUUUCCGAGGACGCUUUCACGCUUCCGAGUGAAAAAGAUGGUGAAACAUCCAUGGCGAACCCACUUUAUCAAGACCCAUAUUAUGGCGAAGAUUAAAAUCUAACUAAAUUAAAUCGAGUGCAAUUUACAUAUUUUCGUAAUUUCAAACAAAUCAAUAUUGUGAUUUUUAUAGUUUGCACAAAAAUAGGAAUUCUGUAUAAUAAUCUACGAAAUUGAAAAAUGAAUACACAUAUUUUGAUUAAUUGUAUAUCCUAUACAUACAACGUAAUUGCCUAUAAUUGUGAAGCUUGCUUCAAUUUAUAUCCUAUCAUAUUACCUUUUUCACAUCUUUCUUACCUUAUGGUCGCAAUUUAUAAUUUUUUUAUGUACUGAAUAAGCCUAAAUGCUAAAUUUAAGUUAUUUGUGCUUAUUCAGAGGCGACAUCCUUUGCACAAAGGAACGCUAUUUAUCUCUAAGUUUUCAGAUGUUUUAUACAUCUUUUUUACUUUUUUCAUUAAAAACGAAAUUAAACAUUUUUUAGCUUUUGUAAA
Xenia sp. Carnegie-2017 is the source of this 25920-nucleotide messenger RNA. Its product is annotated as MAM and LDL-receptor class A domain-containing protein 1-like. NCBI's taxonomy places the organism in Eukaryota, Metazoa, Cnidaria, Anthozoa, Malacalcyonacea, Xeniidae. Gene Ontology annotation, cellular component: membrane. The record is from RefSeq and is a predicted model, not a curated record. The transcript has 131 exons. The coding region runs from base 593 to 25486 and encodes 8297 amino acids. Gene Ontology annotation, molecular function: protein binding.